AUGCAGCGCUCUGCAUGCGUUCGCCCCUUCCCGGCAUUUGUACGCCCUGGUGUCUUAGACCUCUCGCUUGCGCCGUGUCUUGUUUCGCCUCAGGCCAUGAAAGACAAGGCAGCGGAGCUGUUUUGUCUGAUUGACAAGGUGCUGACGGACGCAAACUUCGCGGCUUCUUCCCGAGCGAUCGAAAUCCUCAAGGAGUCUCUUUCCACAGUCGAGAGCAGCAUUCAAUCCGCUGGUCACAGGGCAGCAGCCAAGCGAAUCUUCGCUGUACAGACUGCUACUGGCUUCGUGGGCGAGUUGCGAGGGGGUGUUUCAUACAGAGACACGCUGCUAGGACUGCUGCAAGAGGCUCAGUCCGACUGGCCUUCCGUGGAAAAGCGGCUACGCAGCAUCAGAUCACGAUUGUUGCAACGUGAAAACUUCAUUGUGAAUCUUACCGGGGAUAGCGGAGCGCUUGCUGCGGCUGCAGACGGCAGGGGUGGUGCUGCACUUAUAAGCCUCCUUGCUGCCCUUCCCGUCGGAGAUGCAGCAGCGGCAGAAGCAGCAGCAGCGACUGCAGCAGCACACGCUUCGGGAGAGGAGGGUGCAACCGUGCAGAUCUUCACGAGUGCCCUCGGCAAUAGGGGAUUCGAUAGGGAGUCGCAGUGGGUAAAGGAAAUCCGAGCAGAUCAUCUUCUCAACAGAACUGUGCGCGAAGCUCUCUUAAUCCCAACAAAAGUGAACUUUGUAUCCCAGGGUGGUCGCAUGGCCUCUUCCGGAUCAUCCUUGAGGGGUCAGGAUUUUGUGGUUGCUGCAUCGAUAUCGACGCAUCAUUUGUGGAAGAAGGUUAGGGAGAUUGGAGGGGCGUACGGUGCGGGCUUUGUGUUUGAUGCAAGUGGCCUGUUUUGCUUCACCUCCUUCAGAGAUCCGCAGCUGGUAAAGACUCUUCGAGCGUACAAGGAGACGCCAGCCUUCCUUCGCAAGUGGGCUGCCUCCAUGACAGAAAGUGACGUUCGACGCGCCAUUAUCGCAGUAUUGCGAGACCUCGAUGCGCCUUUGCCGAGUGAUCAGAAGGGCACGAAGAGUUUGUGGCAGCUUAUUGCACGGCAAACCGAAGCGCAUCGGAGGCAGUUCCGCAAAGAGACACUCUCAACUAUAGAGGAGCUAGACUUAAGGCUCUCUUUUUUGCUUUCUUAUCAUGAGG
Molecule: messenger RNA, 1180 nt
Organism: Cyclospora cayetanensis
Lineage: Eukaryota; Apicomplexa; Conoidasida; Eucoccidiorida; Eimeriidae
Product: presequence protease 2, chloroplastic/mitochondrial
Exons: 4
Biological process (GO): protein processing
Molecular function (GO): metal ion binding
Source: RefSeq, a predicted model, not a curated record